Hibiscus syriacus is the source of this 1179-nucleotide messenger RNA. RefSeq names its product polygalacturonase inhibitor 1-like. The transcript has a single exon. Gene Ontology annotation, molecular function: protein binding. The coding region runs from base 11 to 934 and encodes 307 amino acids. Lineage: Eukaryota; Viridiplantae; Streptophyta; Magnoliopsida; Malvales; Malvaceae. The record is from RefSeq and is a predicted model, not a curated record.
CCAAAAAAAAAUGAAAAUCCUACCAGUUCUCCUCUGCUUGCUCUUCUUCUCCACCUUCAUUUCACCGGCUCUGUCAGGGCGGUGCAACCCCCAAGAUAAGAAGGUCCUCCUCAAGAUCAAAAAAGCCUUGGGCAACCCUUAUCUCUUGGCCUCAUGGGACCCCAAAACCGCCUGUUGCGACUGGUACUGCCUCGAAUGCCAUCCCGAUACCCACCGUGUCAUUUCCCUCACCAUGUUCACCGACAACAAACUCACGGGCCAAAUCCCGGCCGAAGUCGGCGACCUUCCGUACCUCGAAACCCUCCUUUUCCGACACCUCCCCAACCUCAACGGAACCAUACCAUCCACCGUUACCAAGCUUAAGAACCUCAAAACCCUUUGGGUGAGCUGGACCAACCUGUCUGGUCCAAUCCCAGAGUUUAUUCCCCAACUCAAGAACUUAACUUACCUCAACCUUUCAUUUAACAACCUCACGGGUUCCAUCCCGAGCUCCGUUUCCACACUCCCAAAUCUCGAUUCUUUACAUUUGGACAGAAACAAGUUAACUGGUUCGAUACCAGAAUCUUUCGGUAGCUUUCCCAGCAGGAGCCUGUACUUGUUCAUCUUGUCUCACAAUAAACUUUCGGGUACAAUCCCUGCGUCUUUAGCCAACAUGGACUUCAACAUCAUCGACUUGUCGAGGAACAUGCUUCAAGGUGAUCCUUCGGUGCUGUUUGGAAAGAACAAAACGACGUUCGAUAUCGAUCUUUCGAGGAAUAUGUUCCAGUUUGACCUGUCGAAAUUGCAGUUUCCCAAGAGCUUGGCGAGGCUGGAUCUGAAUCAUAACAAGAUUACGGGAAGUAUUCCGGAACGGUUGACGGAGCUGGAUUUGCAGUUUUUGAAUGUGAGUUACAAUAGGUUGUGCGGGAAGAUUCCAGUUAGAGGGCGGUUGUAGAGUUUCGAUUACUCCACGUUUUUUCACAACCGGUGCUUGUGCGGUGCUCCGCUUGAGAGCUGCAAGUAGAGGUGUAGGAACUAAGUUAGGUUUUGGGAUUAAUUAUACUUUUGAGUCCUGAGCUCGUAUUCUCAUUUCAUAAUGAUCCCAGAACUUACCUUUUCUGCAUUGACUUUUAUUGUGUAGAGUUUUUAUUGACUGUGUGUGUUUCUUUGACUCUAAAAUUAAGAUUUUAUUGUCAUUUA